Messenger RNA from Leucoraja erinaceus (little skate), 5341 nucleotides. RefSeq names its product protein phosphatase 1, regulatory subunit 10 (gene ppp1r10). The transcript has 20 exons. Gene Ontology annotation, molecular function: metal ion binding. Lineage: Eukaryota; Metazoa; Chordata; Chondrichthyes; Rajiformes; Rajidae. Gene Ontology annotation, cellular component: nucleus. The record is from RefSeq and is a predicted model, not a curated record. The coding region runs from base 520 to 2904 and encodes 794 amino acids.
GUCUGUGACGUCCGCGCUGUGGGUAUAAAAGGUGAGAGUCAUGCGGCAGCGCCAUUCCAGCCUGGGGUUUGAGGUUUUUUUUUCCUCUUCUUUUGGGCGAAGACGACCGGGGAAAGAAGUCUCCCUCUCUCUCUCUCUACCUUGUCUUGGGGGUGUGUGUGUGUGUGUUUGUGUUUGUGAGGACAACAAAAGCAAAACAGCCGCCACCUCACCAAAAACAAAAAUCCUUUUCAUGAUUUUUCUUGUUUGAGGAACUCUCGGGACACUUUUUUUCUUCUACCCCCUUCCAAAAAAAACCCAGCCAAAAUUUGCUAUUGUUCCGAAAAAGGAGAGAGAAAAAAUAUCAAGCAAAAAAAAACCGACCUCUACUUUACCCAUAAGCUCAUUUUGAAACAAAAUAUGCUGAUUUCUUUGCAAAAGUAGCCAUGAAGGUCUCUUUAACAAAAAAAUUGUGUUGUGUUUGCACAUAAAAAAAAAAGCUCGAGGCGCUGAAGGAGAGUUUGAUAGGUAAUUGAUACAAUGGGUUCGGGGCCUGUAGAUCCAAAAGAGCUCCUAAUAGGGUUGGACUGCCUCCUUGGUAAAGAUGGGGAAAUUAAAAGUGGCGAUGGUGUCAUUAGAAUUUACAGAUUGAUGAAGGAAUCAAAAAAGUUAGUCAGCAGAUGUAUGUACUUAAACAUUCUGCUACAGACCAAGUCUGAGGAUAUCCUAAAUCAGUUCAUCAGCAUUGGUGGUUACAAACUGCUGAAUAAUUGGCUGGCCUAUUCCAAAACUGGCAGCAAUGUGUCAUUGUUGCAGCAGAUUCUGCUGGCGUUGCAGUUGUUACCACUCAAAGUGGACCAUUUGAAACAGAAUAACACUGCCAAGAUAGUGAAGCAGUUGAGCAAGACGUUUGAGGAUGAAGAGCUCAGGAAGUUGGCACAGGUUUUGGUCAACCAUUGGAUGACUCUCAUUCGAUCUCAGAGUUUGGGCCCUGGAAUGAUAGAAAAACUUCCAGAGAAAAGGAAGCGGAAAGAUGAAGGAAAGGUUCGAGCGCCAGAUUCCGAGAGAGUCCCAGAACCCAAAUCAGACCUCCGAGAGGAGGUGAAGGAGGAAGAAAUAGAGAUGAAACGAGAGAAGCCCAAAUCAUUGCGGACAACGGCCCCCAGUCACGCCAAGUUCCGGUCCACAGGUCUGGAGAUGGAACCAGCAGCUCCCGUUCAGCCAAAAAAGAUCAUCCCUGGUCCAAUCAUUUCUGACAAGUACAACAUCAAGCCAGCACCUCUCAAACGACCAAACACGUCUUUAACAAGCAAUGCUGCGCCGCAAGUGGAAAAGAAGUACAAACCGUUAAAUGUGACGCCCAACACUACCAAGGAAAUCAAAGUCAAGAUCAUUCCUCCUCAACCCAUUGAGAGUACCGGCUUCUUGGAGGCACUCAACUCUGCUCCAGUACAUGGGCAAAAAAUCAAGAAGAAGAAGAAGAUGACAUCACCAACCAGCAUCAAGUCUAAUCCCUUUGAUCCGAAAGCCAGCCCUGAACAGAGCAGCGCCAAGCCGGCCUCUCCAGAUGCUGCCAACAUUGAGCCCAUGGAUGUGGAGAGGGCAGCCACACCUAUACCGCUGGAGGAGGUGUCCGAGCCCAUGAAGAUCACAACGGCGGAAGAGGACAACCCGGCAUCCGUGUCUGUGUCGGUGGCCGAGCCCUCUGUCCCCGAGGCAGCGCCAGAAGUGACCAAAUUAACCAAAAAGGGGAAGAAGAGGAAGACUGUGUCAUGGCGCGAGGAUUCCAUGCUGCGAGAUUAUUUCUACUUCGAGCUGGACGAAACGGAGAGAGUCAACGUGAACAAGGUUAAAGACUUUGGUGAAGCUGCCAAGCGUGAUAUGAUGAUGGACCGGCAGGCGUUUGAGAACCAUCGCAGGAUAAGCACCGACACGAUGGAAGAGAAGGUCCCAUGGACCUGCCCGAUCUUAAUCAACCUGGGCCCUCAGCUGGCAGAGCGUGGAAGCUGUAGUCAGGAGAAGUACAUUCAAGGCGAACGAGAGAAAGGAAUCCUGCAGGAAAUCUUCCUGUCGAAAGACUGCGUUCCAGACAGUCCCCAUGAACCUGACCCCGAAUCCUACGAAACCAUUCCGCCCAAGGUCAUUCCACUGGAUGAUGAGAAUGGAGUCGAGGAGAUUUUGUAUGAAGAGCCGCUGCAGCCCGUCAUUGGCUUGCACUCCCCGGAUGGUUCUGGAAGCUCCAAGCUGCCUCCAGUGUUGGUCAACCUGAUGGGCAGCAUGGGCCUGGUGAAGGCACAGCAGGCUGGCGUGAAUCCCAACUCCGGCAUCAACGUCCAGGAACUCCUCACCUCCAUCAUGAGCAAUCAAAAGCCCAUCGAGGAGUUGGUUAAACAGCCAGAGUUUUCGGAUAAAAUCAAGCAGCUACUUGGGCCCCUGCAGCAGCAACAAGCCCCUCCAGGCCAACAGAUGAUGGGCCCUCCUCCAGUGAUGAAUGGCUUCCCGCCAGGCCCCAACAACAUGCCCCACUUCCCACCUGGUGGUCCCGGUGGUCCGGGCGGCCCCUACCCAGGUCCCCAUGGUCACAGUGGCCCCCGGACGAUGGGCCCCCCUCAGCAGCGCGACAGCUACUGGGAGCCCCCCGGCGACAACAACAACAACAACAACAUGAGGGGCCCCCCUCACGGCAUGCGCGGGGGCCCCUACUCGCGAGGCCGGGGCCGCAACAACGACCAGGCCUUCAGGGGCCGCUGCAGCCGAGGGCCGCACUCCCACGGAGGGGGGAGAGGAGGACAUGGCAAUGGCAACCACAGUGGAGACAUGUCAAACAGACCUCGGUGCCGGCACUUCAUGAUGAAGGGCAGCUGCCGCUACGAGAUCAACUGUGCCUUCUACCACCCGGGAGUGAACGGGCCCCCACUGCCCUGAUGGCCAGGGGCCACCUGCCCGCCCGCCUGAUGGACAAAGCAGUCAGUCGCUCUGAGGCCACGUGUGGAGAGCAGCAGAGUGUUGUGGCUGUGCCAGGCACUCUGACUUGUGUGGAGACAGGCCCGUGACGUUGGCUGGAGUCAGCGCACCCCUCUCUCCCCCUCUCUCUCUCUCUCUCUCUCUCCCUCUCUCUCUCUCUCUCUCUCUAUCCUGUGGAAAGUUUGAAGAGUCGCCGGCCGUUCUCUGCUCUGAUCUCCCAUCAGCGUCUACACAGGCUCCAGGACGAUGAGACUGGAGGGGCAUUAGCAUGGGAUUUAGACCACUACAAUGUGACACUGGACCUCGCUCGCUGCCCCCACUGCCCCUGCCUCCGUUCCCCUUCCUGUUUGCCUCUGUGAGGCUCAUCACGGCCGCUUUGAAUUGCAGCUGAACUCUGAAGGGGAGGACAACUAAAACUGCUUUAUCCACCCCCCCCCCCACCCCCACUACUGGCGAGUCUGCUCCAAAUACUACUUCGGACAAGGACGCACACCCCUCUGCCCACUCGGUCGGUCCCUGCAACGGGUGGCGAUGCAGAGAGGAACACUAGCUCGCUCCUCUUCCCCGCCCUCGUAUCAGAAGCAAGCGGAGACAGAGACAGCGUGUGGCACACCCCUCCCCCAUGGACCAGGCAACUACUGAACACUUCUACCUCUGCAACAAGUGCCAGCCAGCCAGUGAUUCCCACUGCAUCAGAAGCCCAGCCACCCUUCCCCAACACCUUUGGACUUUUGCUUUCUGCUGCGUGGGGGGUGGAGGGGAGGAGGAGAAGAAAUCCACGAGUUUGAGCCCAUGCUCCGUAGCAAGUGGCCUCAAUGGCAUCUCUCCUCGCCCGCUCUCUUUGUGACACAAGUGCUGACAGCCUCCCUGCAGUGGCUGAAAUAUUUGUUUCCAACUAUUUUUGUAAAUAUCUAUUUUGUAAUAAAAGGCGGCUGACUGGCGCUGGGGGGUGGGGGGUGUCCUCUGGCCCAGAGUGUGGCUUGUAGGUCAGCAGACAAGUCGCUGCGUGCAAUGUCCUUCAUCUGCCGGCCCCUUUAACAGGGCUGACCUCCCGCUGCAGUCGUCUGCUGCCGAUCCUGCCCACCAAAGUUCACAAUGUUCGCCCUUCCCCCCUCCAGCCCAGAGUAGCUGGGUAUAAGCACUUGCUUGCAGUACUGAAGGUGGCCGGUCACUGGUACACACCCUGGGGACAAUGAUACCGCCCGCUGGUGUUGGCAGUAUAAUAAACUAGAGGCUGCGUGUGGAGUUCUGCCAUCACAAGAUACUGUGACAAGCAAGUGAUGGCUUUAACAUUGAAGUAACCCUCGCCCCUCUCUGGGUUUUAUUUUAGUUCUCAGCGUUGUUCCCUCUUGCUGUCAGCCCAGGGGGUGGUUAGUCAACAUCUCUCAGCCCCCCCCGGGAAUAAACCUCACCUGGUCAGCUCUGAACAUCUACAAUGUUUAUGGGGGGAUUACCAGGUAGCUUCUUCCAUGCAAGAUGCUUGGCUUCCUGUGAAAGGCUAAGACUUAGAUUAAACUGAGACUAAGAUUGUUGCCCCUAUUUUUCUUUAUUUUGAAAGCCCAACGCACUUGAGUUUAACUUUAGAGGGAGCAAGUUUAUUACGUUUGUUCCCAGCAAAACGGAUUUUUGGAUUGUUCCCCCGACCAGCCGACCGACCGACUGAGUGAUGUGCCGACAGACUUUUGUGUCCCGUUACAGAUGGGCUUUGUAAAUAAAGCUUCCAUACCCAGAGUGUUGCUGGGUACCUCGGGGGAGGAGUGUGACUGUUGGGAGGGAGUGGUGGGUGAAGCAGGCAGCCUCGUGCAGCAGGCCAGCCAGCCAGCCAGCCAGCCAGGAGGGCAGGAGGCGAGCAUGCAGUGGAUCAGCUACCUGUCCACAUUGCACUAACACCACCAUAAUCUCCAGAGUGGGGGCCCCUUUCCUUCAGAACCUUGUUUAAUUUUACAGAUGUAUAUGUUCGAUGUUUGUCCAUUUUGUUCCCUUUUAUAUAAAUAUAUAUAUAUAUAUUCAAGAAAAAAACCCCAUCAGAACAGAUGUGGUGUCAAUGGCUGCUACUGAUCAUUUUACAGCUCACCGGUUUUCUUUUGAACAAAUGGAUAUUGUACAGUUUUGUCAUUGUGCUUAAAAAAUAUAAAUAACCAGGAAGUUUUUUUAAAAUAAACCAAUUAAAAGUAUUUUGAAAAUGGCCUUGUACUGGUGUAUAUACCUUUGUGGCAAUGUGAUAUUCAGGAACGGCUUGCUGCUGGAUCAGUGAGUGAUGCAUCAACCUGCUGCUAGUCUCUUUGGAGGCACCAACUGUUAGGGAUUGUUGUUGUUCUUGACUUUGUGUGUGAAAUCAGUUCUAUCUUUUGUAUGGUAUUUGCUACUUUUAUAUUUUAAUAAUAAAAUAUUGAAACCA